CACAUUUCCGUUUGUUGUGUGUUGAUACUGGCUGAGAACGCUGGAAUGGCGCUACACUGCCUGGAACAAUAACACAUAGCGUCGAAUUUUGUUUUCAUAUUUAAACAGAAGAUGGAGAAAUAACUAAAAGCUUUAAAAAUAAAAGUUAAACAGACGUACUGGAAACUUAUGUCUUGACAGCUGUUACUCAACAUAGAAUGAAUCAGUAUCAGCAGCAGCCCGGACGAUCCAACCUGUACAGCACUGUGAAAGCUGAGAACUCGUCCACUCCACCUAUCGCCACCACCAUGGCCAAUAGUACAGCUGUACCAGGAAAGGUUCUGAGCACCCCAGGGCCUGCUGGAAGAGUGAGUCCUGAAGAAAAACAGGUUCUUAGUAAGAAGAAACUGCAAGAUCUUGUGCGAGAAAUUGAUCCUAAUGAGCAGCUUGAUGAGGAUGUUGAAGAGAUGUUGCUGCAGGUUGCUGAUGAUUUUAUAGAAAGCGUGGUAACUGCUGCUUGCCAGCUCGCUCGCCACCGGAAAUCCAACACCCUGGAAGUGAAAGAUGUUCAGCUGCACCUUGAGCGUCAGUGGAACAUGUGGAUCCCUGGUUUUGGCUCUGAUGAAAUCCGACCGUACAAAAAGGCGUGCACCACUGAAGCGCACAAACAGCGAAUGGCACUGAUCCGCAAGACGACCAAAAAGUAGCAAAAUGUAAAAGACUGCCUCUUUUUUCAGCUCUGAAGACAAAGUGACUUUUUGAAAUGUCCCCAGACAUCAGAAUCAUUUGCCCCCGAACUGUUGCUCAAUAUGUCUCUUUUUCUCUUUCACACAUUGUCACCCAGUGUCACUGCUUAUUUAUUUUCUGAUUACAGCAGGUUGAGCCUCUUAUUCCUUUCAAGAGAGUCAUAAGCAGUCAUUAUCAAUUUAAUAAUUUUCUUUUAAGUGGUGAACAGGAUUACUGGGCGUGAUGUUAUAGUUGCCCUUGUUAUUAAAUAAACAUAAAUGUUGCCUUCAGAGAUCAUUUCUAUGUAUAGUUUGUACUUGGGCAUUACGUAAAAAGGAGACAAUGCUUGAGCUUGUAAAUCAUUUCAUACCAGAACUGUGCAGAGAUUUUAAUUGUUUUGCAUCAGGUAUGUGUUGCUUUGUGUACGACUCUUAUCCGCUCUUUUAUUGUCUCGUAAGCAUGUAAA
Trichomycterus rosablanca is the source of this 1171-nucleotide messenger RNA. It is a transcript of the gene taf12, whose product is annotated as TAF12 RNA polymerase II, TATA box binding protein (TBP)-associated factor. Lineage: Eukaryota; Metazoa; Chordata; Actinopteri; Siluriformes; Trichomycteridae. The transcript is spliced from 6 exons. Gene Ontology annotation, cellular component: transcription factor TFIID complex; SAGA complex; SLIK (SAGA-like) complex. The coding region runs from base 198 to 686 and encodes 162 amino acids. Gene Ontology annotation, molecular function: protein heterodimerization activity; TBP-class protein binding; DNA binding. Gene Ontology annotation, biological process: RNA polymerase II preinitiation complex assembly; DNA-templated transcription initiation. The record is from RefSeq and is a predicted model, not a curated record.